CAGAAAACCCUGAAGAGAGAUGGAUACAUAUCCCAAGUUUGCGCGUGAAUCAAACCGCAUCGUGACCGUCCGUUUCCUUCCGAAUCCGAUGGCGUUAGAUUCACGCACAAACUCGCGAUCUGUGUCAUUAACCACACCUUAUCAUUCUCCUUUCCCUCCUUUUGGCGCCAAACUCUCGUCAAUAUUUUUAUAUUUUCCCUCUCUUUACGACUCUUAUUAAGUUAUAUUUUCAUUUUUUUUAAAAGAAAAAAAAAAAAGAGAGAGGAAGUAAUCGGAUCGGAUGGCUGAGGAUUUGGGAGAUGGAUCAACGGCUGAGAUGGACGAAUACGAGACCUUGAUGUCGACGACCGACGUGGAGCUUCUCAAAACGGCGUGGCGUAACGAGAAAGCGGCUCCGGAGAUUCUUCAAUUUCAGGCUCUGUUGGUUAAGAGAGCUAGAGAACAGAUUCAAUUAGUGGAAGAAACAGUGGAGGAAUUUGAAGGAAGUGGAAUGGAUCCACUUACUGUGUCACUUUACCAGAUGGAUUUAGACAGGGCUCAGUUUUUAUUGAGAUCCUAUCUGCGAGUUCGGCUUCAGAAGAUUGAGAAAUAUAUGUUCUACAUCUGGAAGAAUGAUAAUUUACGGAACCGGCUCUCUGAACCAGAGAAAAUUUUUGUUAAAAGGUGUAUUAAUGAUAUGGAAAAACAUCUUGAAGAGACUGUUCUGUCAAAGUUGCCUGAUAAUUAUCAGUCUGCUAGAAGGCAAUCCAUAAUCAGUGAAGAGGAUGACAUGGUGCCGGAGCCACAAUUGGACACAUUUGUAGCCUGCAAAAGCAGCAAAAAUUUUGUGUCUAUCCGGCUUGUUGACAGGUACUCUUACCAUUCUUGCAUUCAAUUCAUGAACUUGAAACAAAAAUGUCUGAUUAAAUUUCAUUUCAAUCUGGCAGUGAAAGACCCUUGGAGAUGGAGCGUCAUGAUGUAUCCUUCGUGCUUUACAAGGUAAUAGAGGAUAAGAUCGGUGUGGAGAUUGAUUUAGUUUGAAGAAUACCCCGAGAUCAUGCAUGCUGCA
Messenger RNA from Pistacia vera, 1048 nucleotides. RefSeq names its product DNA replication complex GINS protein sld5. Gene Ontology annotation, biological process: double-strand break repair via break-induced replication; DNA-templated DNA replication. Lineage: Eukaryota; Viridiplantae; Streptophyta; Magnoliopsida; Sapindales; Anacardiaceae. Gene Ontology annotation, cellular component: GINS complex. The transcript has 5 exons. Bases 281 to 982 code for a protein of 233 amino acids. The record is from RefSeq and is a predicted model, not a curated record.